AAACAAUAAAACGAGGGAUUAAAAUGUAAACAUACCUUAUUUAUUUAAAUCCCUUGACUGGACUUGGGGAUGAGGCAAUCCCAAGUCAAUGCCGCGCCAAUAAAGAAUUGCAACACCCCACGCACGCAGCGCCUAUUUAAUUAACCACGCGGAGGGCUAAGGCCAAAGGGGCGUUUGUUUGAGUCAGGACUUUUAUCAAACAGAUGGUGGGCAUGGGCAUUGGCAUGAGGCGUUGGGGCUUGGUGCUGGCAGUGGUGGCGGUGGUGAUGGCGGUGGCAGUAGGGGAGGUGGCGGCGCUGACGCCGGCGCAGUGUAAGGCCGAGAGAGAUAUGGCGGUGAAAGAGUGCCUGGCGGUGGUGUUCGGGAGUAACCCGUCGCCGGCGUGCUGCCAGAGGGCGAGAGUUAGCCAUACCGAGUGUAUUUGCCCGGCGGUUACGCCUAAGCUGAUGACAUACGUGGACCCUAAUCGCGCCAUUCGCCUCAUCGAAAGCUGCGGCCGUAAAGUCCCCCGCCACUUCAAAUGUGGAAGUCUUACGACUCCAUGAAGAAGGAAACAUGAAGAUUAAAGAAGGGGAUGAUUGUUUUUUCUUUUUUAAUAUUAAGUUAAUUAUGUACUAUUUUUAAUUAUGUCCUUAGUUUAA
Molecule: messenger RNA, 641 nt
Organism: Cucurbita pepo subsp. pepo (vegetable marrow)
Lineage: Eukaryota; Viridiplantae; Streptophyta; Magnoliopsida; Cucurbitales; Cucurbitaceae
Source: RefSeq, a predicted model, not a curated record